Medicago truncatula (barrel medic) is the source of this 888-nucleotide messenger RNA. RefSeq names its product F-box/LRR-repeat protein 2. The record is from RefSeq and is a predicted model, not a curated record. Gene Ontology annotation, biological process: SCF-dependent proteasomal ubiquitin-dependent protein catabolic process. NCBI's taxonomy places the organism in Eukaryota, Viridiplantae, Streptophyta, Magnoliopsida, Fabales, Fabaceae. The coding region runs from base 1 to 888 and encodes 295 amino acids. Gene Ontology annotation, cellular component: SCF ubiquitin ligase complex. Gene Ontology annotation, molecular function: protein binding. The transcript has a single exon.
AUGCUCGAGAAUCUGCGCAAAAUUGAUCUUUCUGGUAAUCACUUAACCACCGAUAAAUCCCUUUUGUCUCUAUGCCAGAACUGUAGAUCACUGGAAGAAAUUUUAUUCUUCCAAUGUUUCAAAAUAUCCCAAGUUGGAAUUGCUUCUGCGAUCCGAAUGAUGCCAAGUUUGGCUUCGAUAUCCUUUAACAUUGAAAAGAAAAGAAGACAUGGACCUGGUUUGACACCCCUACCUAUUAACUUGGAUUUGAUCGAUUCAUUCGUGAGCUUGAAGAGAUUAAAAGCUAUUGAUUUGUCAAAUUCCUUUAUAUCGGAUGAGUUUCUUAUCUCAGUUGCAAAGGGUGCUGUUGAGUGUCUGAAAAAACUUGUCCUGCAAGACUGUUGCAACUUUACAUUUUCAGGAAUCUUUUAUGUUUUAUCCAAAUGUCAAUAUGUUCAAUGCUUAGAUUUUCGAAAAGCUGACUUUCUAACUGAUCAAUGUAUCAACAAGUUUUCAAUAUUUCUUCAUAACUUGACCUCUAUAAACCUUAGCGGUUGUUGCCAGCUAACAAACUCAACCUUUUUCAUACUCACGAGAAAUUGUCCCUUACUAAGUGAGAUCAAAAUGGAGAGAACGUAUAUCGGAGUAGAAGGUAAGGAAGAUUCCAACUCCAUGUUGGAUUUUUUCGUCAACCAUCAAGUAAAAGCGGUUUAUGUUGGUGAUAAUAUGUUACAACUGCUUGACUUUAAUGCUUGUGAGGGUAUCUCUGGAGAAUGUAUUAUUGAGGUUAAGAAGAGAUGCUAUGAGAUAAGACAUUUAAACCUUGCAUAUACAGGAAUUGAAAAAUUUGAGAUAAACUUUGAAGUUUCCCAAUUGAAGGUGUUAAACUUGUCAGGAUCAAAAAAUUGA